UCUCUCUCUCUCUCUCUCUCUCUCUCUCAGUGACACCCCAGUGUUGGUGCCGAAUUUGGCCUCUUAUUCUGAACCAAUUCGGUAUGUGGCACUUGGGGAGAGCCACACAGCGGCACUUGACUCUUUAGGGAAGCUGUGGACCUUUGGGUAUGGACGCUGUGGGCAGCUUGGUCAUGGCACGACAGAUAACUGCCCCAUUCCUCGCACUGUGCUUGACCUGUGUGGCUCAGAGGUUGGCCAGGUCGCCUGUGGGAGAGGUCAUACCCUGGUCUACAUCCCCUCGCAGGGCCACGUGUAUGCAUUUGGCCAGGGGCUCUCAGGGCAGCUGGGCACCAAGACUCCACACAGCAGGGAAUUACCUCAAGUGGUAGUGUGCCCAUGGCUGUCCCCAGGGGGUGCCAGCCUGCUAGACUAUGCAGAGGAGGACAGCCCCAGUGUGUGUUUGAGGCAGAAUCCUGGCUUGCCUCUCUUCCAAGGGACUUUAUACUAAGACUGGUUACUGUGUACAAGAAUAUGGUGGUACAGAUCCUGAAUUCAGCUCACCAAUCUAGCUCUGAGAGAGACCGGCGUGCCCUCGUGUCUUCCCUGCGGCUGUUGUCCCUGGUCCACGGUCUGAACUUCCAAGCCGGCUGCCGAGUGGGGCGGUUGAACUACGACGACUUUUACAUCCCAGAAAUUGCAGAGAAAAUUGAUAUUAGGAAUGAUUACUUGAACUGGAUGAACAGCAGGCUUCACCCGAUGUCCAGGAGGGAGAGUCCAAUCCUGUUCUGUGAGUAUCCAUUCUUGUUCGACCCUCAGGCCAAGACGCUGCUGCUCAGGUGUGACGCCACUCGUCAGGUGAGGACGAGGUGCAGGACAAAUUAGGUUUGGUUUACAUAUGUUUAUUUGUUUAUUUGUAUAUAUAUAU
Molecule: messenger RNA, 907 nt
Organism: Scylla paramamosain (green mud crab)
Lineage: Eukaryota; Metazoa; Arthropoda; Malacostraca; Decapoda; Portunidae
Product: probable E3 ubiquitin-protein ligase HERC4
Exons: 6
Coding region: 379-864 (161 amino acids)
Source: RefSeq, a predicted model, not a curated record